Molecule: messenger RNA, 828 nt
Organism: Haliotis rubra (blacklip abalone)
Lineage: Eukaryota; Metazoa; Mollusca; Gastropoda; Lepetellida; Haliotidae
Product: translation initiation factor IF-2-like
Exons: 1
Coding region: 1-828 (275 amino acids)
Source: RefSeq, a predicted model, not a curated record
AUGGAGAAAACCAGUGAUACGGAGAAAUCCAGGGAUACAGAAAACCAGGGACACAGAAAACCAGACAUGGGGGGAAAACCAGGGACACAGGGAAAACCAGGGACACGGAGAAAACCAGGGAUACGGAGAAAACCAGGGAUACGGAAAAAACCAGGGACACGGAGAAAACCAGGGACAUGGAGAAUUCCAUGGAUACAGAGAAAACCAGGGAUAUGGAGAAAACCAGGGACAUGGGGAAAACCAGGGACACAGAGAAAUCCAUGGAUACGGAGAAACCCAAGGAAAAAGAAAACCAGGGACAUGGAGAAUUCCAGGGAUACAGAAAAAUCCAGGGAUACAGAGAAAACCAGGGACACAGAAAACCAGACAUGGGGAAAACCAGGGACACGGGGAAACCACGGACAUGGAGAAAUCCAUGGAUACGGAGAAACCCAAGGAAAAAGAAAACCAGGGACAUGGAGAAUUCCAGGGAUACAGAGAAAUCCAGGCAUACGGAGAAAACCAGGGACACAGAAAACCAGACAUGGGGAAAACCAGGGACACGGGGAAACCACGGACAUGGAGAAAUCCAUGGAUACGGAGAAACGCAAGCAAAAAAGAAAACCACGGACAUUGAGAAAACCAGGGAUACGGAGAAAACCACGGACAUGGAGAAUUCCAGGGAUGCAGAGAAAACCGGACAUGGAGAAAUCCAUGGAUACGGAGAAACCCAAGCAAAAAGAAAACCAGGGACAUGGAAAAAACAGGGAUACUGAGAAAACCAGGGAUACAGAGAAAUCUAGGCAUACAGUGAAAAUUCUGGAUAUGAAAUUGUCAUUCAUCAUCUGA